UGGGGGGGGAGGAUUUUUACUUUUGCUUUAUCUAAGGGACUUCUCUUCCCUCCUUUCCUGUACCCAGAAGCCAGCUGGCAUCCCUGCAGCUGGGGCAUGAGCACCCCACUGAUUUGCUCCUGGGUGCGUGUCCUUGAGACUCCCCUGCAAAGCAAAGAGCAGCAUGGAGCGAGUGGUCUUGCUUUUGGACAGCCCUCGACCCUGCAGCCAUCACAGCGGGGCUGACAAGGACUCGAGGGCUUUGCAUAGGGGUUGUUUCGGUUUUCAUUAAAUUUAUCCAUCUUCCAAGCCGAAUCCAGUUCCAAACCCGCGAGGCAGUCCAGGACCAUAGGUGGCCCUGCUACCGGCAAACAUCCUCCACCCACACAUGGGGCUUCAGAUGUUUCCAAAUCCUUUGGUGGGCACUGGCAGGACCAAGCCCAGAGGCGUGGGGUUGGGAUGCCCCUGAGUUUUCCUUGUUCUUAGCCAUCAGGCCCUCCGAGCAAGCUAGGGAGGAGACUCCCAGGCUUUGCAACAUGCUUAACUAAAGGUAAAAAGAUGGCAAAGGUCUCCACAGGAAUGGAGCUGUGCCCGUUCUGUAGAAAGCCUUUUAAGCGGCUGAAGAUGCACCUGCCACACUGCAAGAUGGCAGGAGAUGAGAGAGCUCCUUUAGACUCCAGAAAAGCACUGCCUGCUGACCUGGAAAAGGGACAUCCAGAGCCAGCUCAGCUUGUGUCCACCAAAAAAAAGAAAGGACAAAGCAAAGGCCAGGUAACAACUGCAGAGAGUGACUCAAAACCAGAAAGUCAGAAACAGCAGCUUGGUGCAGCAAAGAACAAAGCACACGACACACAAAAGCCCAAAAGCACUGCUGAAGGGAGAAAAACCAGUGACUUGCACACAGAAAAACCAGAUAACAAUACGGAGCAGCCAAUUAAACGGACUUCAAAGAAGACCCAGAAAGAGAAGGGAAAGGAGAUCCUCCAAAACGAGGACAAAGCACACAUGAAGGCAGCGGGGAAGGUGCCUGCACAGGCUGCACAGGAGUUACUCCCGCCACAGAAAAGCAGAAGUAAAAAAGCGUCUGGUCGCCCAAGUUCAGCACCUGGCAAAGGUUUGGAACUUGCUCCGGGGAGCCAGGAUGCAAAAUCUGCUUCGGGAUUUCCUAACGAGCCAGUCGAAACCCUUGCACCACGAAGAAGAGCCAAGGCAGAGCCUGCAGCCAGCGAUGAGGAUGUAGGUGAGUUGAACGUAGUGACUGAGAAGCCCCAGGUCAAAGUGUGCAAAGACCGGAAGAAAUCCAAGCCGAGGGACAUUAAAGCAACAAGCGUCCCUGGGGAGCAGCAUGAGAUGCAGAGCUGGUACGUGGACUUGCUGGACCCAGACUGCUUGGCCAGCCACGGAGAGGUCGUUCUGGAAACCACGGAUGCCGAGACUCUCAUUCCCGAGGCUGCAGAGAGCAACGAGCUGGGAAAAAAGAGCAGAAAAGGCGAUGGGUUCACUGCACUUGAAACGCCCGUGCUGGAUGCGCCCGUAGCGUCCGCGCGCCAGGGCUGUCUUGGUGAGCUUGCUCAGCAGAGCGGAGACGAACAUCCGACAAGAGUGAGGUGGGUCGAUUUGCUCGGUGACGUGGAUCCAAAGGUCCACACCAGGAAGUUGCAUCCGUCAGUCGCAGGUACUUUGCCAAGUCACAGGAGAGAAACACCCGACAACCGCCUCUCCUGCAUAGCGCAGCUCGUGGAGGACGAGCAGCAGCCUUCCCGCGUCUCCGACUCUCCUCCAAAUACACCAAAAUACACGAAGCUGGCUUUGAAACAGUGUUUGGUCUCCAGCUCCCAACACCAACCCCUCCACCUAUCCCAGGUAUCUGGCAAUAGCAGGCUGGAAGGUGCCAGGGGGCUGGAGUGGUUUCCAGAACUGUAUCCCAGUUAUCGCAGGCUGAACGCAUUUCGGGGGAAGCCUCUGCAGUGGGACGUGGGGAUUGUAAGAAGAGAGACGGUGCCUAGCUUCUCCAAAGGGCAGCAAGGUCCCCUCCUGGAAAAGUGUCUGCCGGACGUGACGCUGGGGGAGCUGCCCGUUUGGCUGGUGACCCGCGACUUCUCUCCGAAGGGGCUGCUGAACACAACACAGACAGCCUGGAACAGCUACUACAGCAAAUACAUCGACAUGAAGAAGGGAGGAGCUGUGGGGAUCUCCAUGCUCUUGGCUGGCUACUGCGUCCUCAGCUACUGCUGGCAAUACGAGCACAUGAAAGCCAGUCGGUGGCGCAAGUACCACUGAAGGUGGCACCGUGACGGACGAGCCUGGACGGCGGUGUGGGAACAGGGCCUGGAUCUCGCUGCCUGCGUUCCAGCAGGGAUUCGGGGCAGGCACAGGAUGCUUUGGUUUUGAAAUUAAAUAUAUUAAGUUUUUCCUAA
This is a messenger RNA of Alligator mississippiensis (American alligator), 2396 nucleotides long. RefSeq names its product chromosome 8 C17orf80 homolog (gene MTNAP1). The transcript is spliced from 5 exons. The record is from RefSeq and is a predicted model, not a curated record. Lineage: Eukaryota; Metazoa; Chordata; Crocodylia; Alligatoridae. The coding region runs from base 538 to 2259 and encodes 573 amino acids.